Molecule: messenger RNA, 1685 nt
Organism: Arachis ipaensis
Lineage: Eukaryota; Viridiplantae; Streptophyta; Magnoliopsida; Fabales; Fabaceae
Product: glycosyl hydrolase family 17 protein
Biological process (GO): carbohydrate metabolic process
Molecular function (GO): hydrolase activity, hydrolyzing O-glycosyl compounds
Source: RefSeq, a predicted model, not a curated record
UUCCACCAAGCCAUCUUUCAUCCCUCUCCUCCUCCUCUUCCUCCGCCUCUUCACCGCCGCAUACUCCAUCGGAGUCAACUACGGCACCCUCGGAGACAACCUGCCUCCGCCGACCGCGGUGGCCAACUUCCUGAAAACAAGAACCAACGUGGACAGCGUUAAGAUCUUCAGCGUGGACCCUCAGAUCCUUCGCGCCUUCGCUAACACAGGGAUCUCCGUCACCGUAACGGCACCUAACGGAGACAUACUAGGUUUAGGAAACAUCAAUACGGCGAGACAGUGGGUUGUUAACAACAUUAAACCGUUUGUUCCUCAGACGAAGAUCAAAUACAUCCUCGUUGGAAGCGAAGUUUUGCAUUGGGGCGAUGCUACCAUGAUUAUGGGCCUUGUUCCUGCCAUGAGAACCCUUCACGCUGCUCUUCUCGCUGAGGGUAUCAGAGACAUUAAGGUGACGACAGCGCAUUCUCUGGCGAUAAUGCGGCAAUCAAUCCCACCAAGUGCAGGAGAGUUCAGGCCCGGUUACGCAAAGCGGAUAUUGGGCCCAAUGCUGAAGUUCCUAAAAGAAACCCAAACCCCUUUCAUGGUAAACCCAUACCCAUACUUCGGGUACAACCCACAGAAUCUAAACUUCGGAAUCUUCAAGCCCAACAAAGGCCUGUACGACAACAACACCAAGCUGACCUACACGAACCAGUUCGACGCGCUCUUGGACGCCGUGCACUCCGCCAUGAAGGCGUUGGGGUAUGCUGACGUGGACAUUGCGGUUGGCGAGACGGGAUGGCCGUCGGUUUGCGAUGGUUGGGACGCGUGCAGCAUCGCGAACGCGCAGUCGUAUAACAGUGAGCUGAUUAGACACGUGGAGGCUGGUAAGGGAACCCCGUUGAUGCCGAAUAGAAGGUUCGAGACUUAUAUAUUUGCUCUCUUUAAUGAGAACCAGAAGCCUGGACCCAUUGCUGAGAGGAACUGGGGACUCUUCCAACCCGAUUUUACUCCCGUCUAUGAAUCUGGAAUCUUACGCAAUGGCCAGAGACCAGCACCAGCUGCAAGUAACAAUGGCCCGGCAACACCAACAGCCGGAGGAGGAAGCCAGAAAUGGUGUGUGCCGAAGGCCGAUGCAACCGCCGCAGCCAUGCAAGCUAACAUAAACUAUGCAUGCAGCCAAGGCAUCGAUUGCAAGCCAAUCCAACCCGGUGGUGCUUGCUAUGCACCCGACGACGUUAGGGCGCUCGCCGCCUACGCAAUGAAUGCCUACUAUCAAGCCAAGGGCCGCCACGACUUCAACUGUGACUUCUCUAACUCCGCCACCAUCACCUCUGACAAUCCAAGCCACGGUACUUGUCAACUCCAAGCUUGAAGAUCAUAAUGAUAUAAUCAAGGGACGAAAGCAGAGUGAUUAAGCCUAAUUAUUAAUUAAUCUACGAGAGAAGAUAUAUAUAGAGAGAGGAAUAUCAUUGCGGCAUGAUCUUAAUUACAAAGAAAUAUGGGAUAUGGGAUGGGGGAAAAUGGUGGUAUGGAUAUGACCUUGUGUUAAUUUGUGAUCUAUGUGUUAUUGUUAUUAUUUUUCAUAUCAAAUGUAUGCUCCAUUAUUGUUUAGUUUGUAAGUAUAUGAUUGUUCAGAAAGACAAGAGAUGGAUGCUAGUUAAUUAAAACAACAAUUGACAUGAAAUUAUUCCAUGGUUGGCUAA